Molecule: messenger RNA, 2626 nt
Organism: Argiope bruennichi
Lineage: Eukaryota; Metazoa; Arthropoda; Arachnida; Araneae; Araneidae
Product: protein BTG2-like
Exons: 1
Coding region: 468-1031 (187 amino acids)
Biological process (GO): negative regulation of cell population proliferation; negative regulation of mitotic cell cycle
Cellular component (GO): cytoplasm; nucleus
Source: RefSeq, a predicted model, not a curated record
CUCGGAAUAUAAAGUUAGUGUGUACGAAGCGCUCGUUCGUGAAAGACUGUCAGCGGAGGUAAGCGGGGCUCAGGUCCCUAGCUGUAAAAGGUUUAACAUCCGGAGUGUGGACAUUGGCUGUGAUAAUUUAGCUUUUCUACCAACAUUUUUGUUCGUUUUUUAUCUUAAGUUCUCAUCAUCCAAAGAGCAUCAAAAUAUAAAAUCCCAGAAAAUCCUUUACGAUAGUCAUUCGUGCCACAUAAGAAGUUCUUUCCUGAAAAUUGAGGACGACGCCAUAUUUGAAAGUCUGUCUCUUCGACUAGUCAGUUGUUACCAUCGACGGGUGUUGUUUCUUGUGUGCGUGCGUGUUUGUGAUUUUCUUGCCGCUUCUCAAAAAGCAAAUCUGGAGUGAUAGAUUUGUUUCGUUGUGAUAAAAAAAAGCAGCAGCAACCAUUCAUUUCUUCGUGAAUAAAGAUCGAACUGGAAUCAUGGAAAUAGAAAGCGCAUCGACUUUUUUGGCUAACCUCCUAAGGUUGGAAAAUCGUCAGAUCAAAAUCGCCAGGGUCGAAAUGUUCCGACGUACCUUGGAAGAACUUCUAAGGCACCAUUACCAACACCACUGGUUUCCAGAAAAACCCUGCAAGGGAUCGGGAUAUCGUUGCCUUCGAAUCAACCACAAAAUGGACCCUCUUAUCGCAAAAGCUGGUGAUGUUUGUGGUUUUAACGAAGCAGAUCUUCGAAAGCUUCUGCCGAACGAGCUCACGAUGUGGAUAGACCCCCAAGAGGUGUCAUAUCGCAUUGGUGAGAAUGGUAGCAUCUGCAUUCUGUACGACGGCAAGCUGAACGAAUUUUCACCCGAUAUCAACAACAAGUACCACCACCUCCAGUACCAGCAGCCUAGUACCAUCAGUACCUCAACGUACUCUCCCGUGUCCAAUAGCAGGUACCAUGGGUGUAAGGAAAGUGCGCGUGGUAAUCUCUCGUGGGAUAACUAUGUGUCCGAUUCCCGAAAUCGUGGUAUGGAACAAUUUGCGGCUUACGUUUCCAGCUAAAAUGGAUGGAAAAUUUUUUACCAACCGGAGCUGAAAAACGGAUAUAAAAUGGGUUUUAACAGUCCACUUCUCCAGCCAAAAUAUUUAGGCGUACCAAGUGACGCUGAUAGCAAUGUGAUCUUAUUUUUUUUUUCUUUCUAUUGGAGUAUUUAAAAAAAAAUGGAUUUAAAAAAAAGGUAAAGCAUUACGUUCUCAUGUAUUAUAUACCUUUUUUUUAACGUAAAAUUAAUAUUUGAAGCAAUCAUUGUUGUAAGUAGAUAUCAUUUUAUGUACUAAGAUUUUCUUUUUCUUAUGUCAUGGGGAAUUUUUUGCGGGACCACCGGUUAAAUGAAUCUAUUCCAACACCGUUGGCUUUCCGUCGAUUAAAAGUUACCCAGCAUCGGACUGCCAACUUAGAUGACGACCUGGAUUGUAAUAGAAAUGUUGACUUUUUUUUUUAUUUCACCGUCCGAAGUUAUGUUUCCAUGGAACAUUAUUUUGAAACUACAGUAGUGAGAAUGGCGUGAUUUAAAAAAAAAAAAAAAAAAACUGUUUAUCACUGUGAUCAAUAUAUGCCCACCUAUUACGAAGCUCUCUGUUGUGUUAUUAAAAAAAAUAAUAAUGGAGCUUAGUAAAGAUUUAAGACAGGCCAUUUUUAAUUUUCCUCUUCCUAUAAAUGCUACUAACCAUCUCUGUUGCUUAACUGUCUUCUGUCCUAUGAAGCAACAAUGCUUAAAUAUCUAUGCAAAUUUCUCUCAUCAUAAUGUCAUGCAAUUUUUAAGUUUCAAAGUCAAAUCAGUUUUUGUGUAUAAAUGACCGUUAAAAUAAUCGAAUUUUGACUUGUAUUUUUCCUCAAUGUGGGUAUUACAUUUUGUUGCUAGUCUUCCUUCUAUUAUGACAUGAUGCACAAUUAUUGAAAUGUCAUAAUUGUAAAUUUGUUGUAGGUUUUUGUUAUAGGCUUAUUUGAUUUGUCAAUGUUUUAAAUGAAUUUUUUUUAAAAAAAAGUAAGAGUUUUUAAAACUUGGUUUAAUAUUUUUGAAACAUUUUUGUCAUGAAUGUAUUUUGCUUCUAAAUAAUCAAUUCUGUGUAUAUCAUCUUAUUCAUAAAUGACAUACGUUGUGCCACAUUAAAUACCCUUUGGAUGAAAAAAAAAAUGUAAAAUAAUGACUAAAGUCCUAUUUUUAAAGGCAUUGUAAUAUAUUUAAUUGUUGAGUAUUUACAGUACAAUUUUAAAUAUUAUAUAUAGAAAACUUCCAAAGGGUAUAGCAUUUUAAGGAUGUCAUUUGUAAAUGAGAAAUAUACGGCAUUGUUGCAAUAUCAGUAUCGCCAGGUUGCGAAAAAUGAUAAAAUUUUCUGAUUUGUAUAUUUUCUAUUUAAGCUUUUUAAUUUCUUUUCCUGUUAAAAAAAUUAAUUCUGAUUAUCUUAAUUGUUUCUGUUUUGCCAUUUAACUACUACUGUAGGGUUUACUAUUUCUAUUCUUUCUGGAUUUCCAUUGAGCUGGCUGUCCUCUGUACAAGUCAUCCUGUACAAAUAUUUGUAAAAAGUUAUUUUAUGUCUGUACAGUGAUGUUAUAUAGAAGUUUUGUACAGUGACUUAAUAAAAGUACAUGCAGCAUA